AUGGCCAAGACCUCAGCUGACACGAAGAAGGCUUCGCCGAAGAAGGACAAGACUAGCCCCCUUCCUCCUCAGCUUCUUGCCGCUGUCUCUUCCUUCUUGUUCGACAAUGGCUUUGCCGGUGCCAGCGCCUCCCUUGCGAAGGACUUGAAGAAGGCUGGUCAGGCUCAGGCCGAGGCGAAGAAUGUCCCGUCUCUCUUAGACAUCUACCAGUCGUGGGAGAAAUCCGCCUCGAAGGAUUCUUCUAGCUCCGACAGUGAUAGCAGCGAUUCCGACAGCGACAGCAGCUCCAGUUCCGACAGCGAUGCUAGCGACUCGGACAUUGAGAUGGAAGACGCGCCCAAGAAGGAUAUCAAGGCUGCUCGCGCCGCCUCACCCGCUUCGUCUUCUUCUUCUUCUAGCUCUAGCUCUAGCUCUGAAAGCGACGCCGACGACGAGAGCGAGGACGAGGCCGUUCGCAUUCCUUCCCCCGCUGUGAAGAAACAGACUGGCACUAAGCGCAAGGCUGAGUCCAGCAGUGAGUCGUCUUCUGACUCUAGCUCCGACUCUGACUCUUCUGAGGACGAGGCCCCCAAGUCCAAGAAGGUCAAGGUCUCCAGCUCUGACUCCAAUUCCUCUGAUUCCUCGAGCUCUAGUGACUCUAGUGACUCUAGCGACUCUAGUGACUCUAGUGACUCUAGCGACUCUAGCGACUCAUCUGAUUCCUCUGACUCGGACUCUGACUCUGACUCUGGAUCUUCUGAGUCCGAGGAGUCCGCCAAAAAGGCCGAUGCCAAGGCCCUGAAGCAGGCGAAGAAGACUCCUCUUCCCGAAUCCAGCAGCUCGGCUUCCUCUUCGUCUUCUGAUAGCUCUGAUAGCUCUGAUGAUGAGAAGACUGGCGGUGUUUCCGUUUCAAAGAACGAUUCUGACACGAGUGCUACCCUGUCUGCUCCCGCUGAACAGACUUCCUCCUCCAGCGCCAGCCCUGCCCCUGGCAACGGCCCGGCUAAGAAGAAGCACGUCGGUGCUCGCCCUACGCCCCUCGCUCUUCUGAGCCAGGAGCCCUUCGAUGGCCCCGUCAAUGACUACGUUUCCUACGCCUAUGCCGAUCGUGCCUACGCCGACCUCUCGGUCACCCGUGGCAAGGGCUUCACCAAGGAAAAGAAUAAGAAGAAGCGCGGCUCUUACCGUGGCGGCCCCAUCGAUAUUUCCGGCGGCAAGUCCUUCAAGUUCGACGACUAA
Messenger RNA from Penicillium maclennaniae, 1218 nucleotides. RefSeq names its product nucleolar and coiled-body phosphoprotein 1 family protein. NCBI's taxonomy places the organism in Eukaryota, Fungi, Ascomycota, Eurotiomycetes, Eurotiales, Aspergillaceae. The transcript has 2 exons. The record is from RefSeq and is a predicted model, not a curated record. The coding region runs from base 1 to 1218 and encodes 405 amino acids.